Messenger RNA from Diaporthe amygdali, 840 nucleotides. RefSeq lists its product as uncharacterized. Lineage: Eukaryota; Fungi; Ascomycota; Sordariomycetes; Diaporthales; Diaporthaceae. The transcript is spliced from 2 exons. The record is from RefSeq and is a predicted model, not a curated record. The coding region runs from base 1 to 840 and encodes 279 amino acids.
AUGCUGCCCAACACCCCGAGGCAGCGAAGCUUUGCCCAAGCGUUGACCCCACCACAUGAUCCAGAGACCAAGCCUCCCAAUACCCCAAGGCUGCAAAGGAGUUUUGUCCAAUGGAUGACCCCACCAAACGAUCCGGAGACCAAGCCUCAUUUGUCUCCUAGUUUUCCAUCAAGAAUACGCAGAGACUCAGAACAAUACGAGCCAAAGGGUCAGAUAGGCAAAGAAGCCCUCGAUGCGAUGCCGUCGUCAAAGUCUGGCCUCUCCGAGUUGUUGCAAAUUGAGGACUGUGGCCGCGACACCCACAGCGUGAUCUCUAGCAACGAAGGCUACUCAGUUCGAUUGGUUCAUCAGGACUCAACAGCUGUCCAUAACCCCAGCAUCAAUCCUUACUCAGAUGGAUGGAACUAUCGCGCCUCACCAGCUCCACAAGCUUUCGAUAUGCUUGUGGACAACACUAUUCCUAUUCCUCCAUCACCUCUCGGGCUAUAUCUGGGGAACUCCCUUUAUAUUCCUCCAUCGCCUCUCCGUACGCCGUUCAUCCUAAGACGAAGCCUGAGUGUUGGGAGCAUGGCUGCAACGGCCGCGAAUUCCAAACCUUCGCCGGCCUCCUCCAACAUGAACAUGAUCAGGGACUCAAAUGUACCAGAUCCGACUGUGGGGUUUGUUUCAGCAGAAAGGAGAUUCUCGAUAAAGAUUUGCUUAGUCAAGAACCCUGUCAAACCCGCGUCGCGGCUGUUGCUGGAAGUGAAAGCCAAAUGCCAUUGCGAGAGGACACGGGGCAAAUCGAAAUGGAUUACCAAAGGCCGUUUAGCACUCUAUCAAUUCCUUCAGUUCCAAUGA